Pantherophis guttatus is the source of this 1071-nucleotide messenger RNA. The record is from RefSeq and is a predicted model, not a curated record. NCBI's taxonomy places the organism in Eukaryota, Metazoa, Chordata, Lepidosauria, Squamata, Colubridae.
AUGAAGAAAGCACAACGGAUGGAGAGACAGCACAGGUGUUCAUCUCUAGAGCUUCUGAGAAGGGCUGCCUUUAACAACUUCAUGGAAGUUGGCUGCAGUGGGAGGGGCGUCAAAUUGGGCAGGUGGUUCUUCCAAGGGUUAGAAGCCCUUGAAGAGUCCAUUGAGGGGACCAUCUUGGCCAAGCUCUUUGUAGGAGAUCAACAGGCUGAACUGGAAGGCUCUCUCACACACUCCCUGUGCUACUUCUACCUGCAACUCUCAGAGCCCAGCCAGGGGCCACCUCAGUCCUUCAUCAGAGGCUACUUGGAUGACCAGCCCAUCGCUCGCUUUGACAGCCUCACCAGGAAGACGGAGCCUCUGGUGCCCUGGAUGGAGGGGGUGGAAAACCAGACCUUUCUGGCCCCCGAGUGGGUUUUCAGGACUGACCAGGAGAAGUUAUCAAAACAGGACCACCAUGCUGGAGGGCUUCAUAUCUGGCAGGCGAUUUUGGGCUGUGAGCUCAGGGAAAAUGGGAGCAAAGGAGGGUUUUUGCACUAUGGCUCCAACAGGUGGGACUUCAUCAGCUUCAAGAAUAAGACCCACAGAUUGGGGGCAGCUCAGCCCCAGGUCGAGAAUGUCAAGCUGAAGUGGAAGGAGGAUCCAGGGUGGUCAGAGAAAGUGAAAGUCUUCCUGGAGGAGAGCUGCAUUGAGGGGCUGCAGAGAUACCUGUCCUACGGGAAGGAGGCUCUGCAGAGGCCAGAGCCCCCGGCGGGGAAAGUGACUCGUAAAAUGGUUAAUAACAGCCUGGAGAUCCUCAUCUGCCAGGCCUAUGGCUUCUACCCCAAGGAGAUCCAGGCCACCUGGUGGAGGAAAAGAGAGGUCUGGAAGUACGAGACCCUCCGUAGGAACGUGGCCCCCAACUCAGACGGGACCUAUUAUGUCUGGCUCAGCACUGAAAUCAACCCCAAGGAAAGGAGCCAUUUUCGGUGUCACUUGGAGCAUAAGGGCUUGCAGAAGCCCCUGGUCUUGGCUUGGAAGGAGGAAACAGAUCUCUUUCAUGGACGCUUGAUAUAUAUGGUACACGGUAUAUGA